Oryctolagus cuniculus (rabbit) is the source of this 5913-nucleotide messenger RNA. Lineage: Eukaryota; Metazoa; Chordata; Mammalia; Lagomorpha; Leporidae. The record is from RefSeq and is a predicted model, not a curated record.
UGAAUAUUAUGCCUUUGUACAGGUUAGCCAGGAUUGAUGAACAUACUCAUUUGCUUAAUUUUUAAAUUAUUCUGGACACUUUUUACACUUCACUGUCCAUUCUGUGUCAGUUUUUUUGAUGAGUUAGUUUGCUUGAGGCUGUGCUAAGCUUCUUCAUUCAUGUAGAAGCUAUUUAGGCUUUUUAGUUUAUCGCAUGGGUAGAGCAUAAAGUGCUUGACAAAAUUUGAUCUGACAGCUUUACAAUUAUGUAACAUAGAACAGAAGCUUAAAAACAACAAAGAAGAGGAGGGGGAACCAAGAGAUUUAUCCUAACCUGUAUUUCUCUCUGGAACCUUACCGCUCUAUUCUUGGCUUUCUAAAUUGUCAUAUCUGCCAAAAGAGAAUGGCGUUCCCUGUGGAUAUGCUGGAUAAUUGCAGUCAUGAGGAACUGGAAACUGCUGCUGAAGAUUACAUGUCAGAUUUAAGGUGUGGGGAUCCUGAAAAUCCAGAGAGCUUUUCUCUUCUCAAUGUUACGAUUCCUAUUAGCCUGUCAAAUGUAGGCUUCGUGCCUCUUUAUGGUGGAGAUCAAACUCAGAAAAUUCUUGCUCUCUUUGCUCCUGAGGAUUCACUCACAGCUGUGGCACUUUACCUUGCUGAUCAGUGGUGGGCAAUUGAUGAUAUUGUGAAAACAUCUAUCCCUUCAAGAGAAGGGCUCAAGCAGGUGAGCACUCUUGGGGAGAGAGUGGUUCUAUAUGUUCUGAAUCGAAUUAUUUAUAGAAAACAGGAAAUGGAGAGAAAUGAGAUCCCAUUUCUGUGUCAUAGCCGUACUGAUUAUGCUAAGAUUCUGUGGAAGAAAGGAGAGGCCAUUGGGUUUUAUUCAGUUAAACCUACAGGAAGCAUAUGUGCCUCAUUUCUUACCCAAAGUUACCAACUGCCAGUUCUUGAUACAAUGUUUAUAAGAAAGAAGUUUAGAGGAAAAGAUUUUGGGCUUCAUAUGCUGGAGGAUUUUGUUGAUUCCUUUACAGAAGAUGCACUUGGCUUGAGGUAUCCACUGUCUUCUCUUAUGUACACAGCUUGCAAACAGUACUUUGAAAAGUACCCAGGAGACCAUGAACUCCUUUGGGAAGUUGAGGGUGUUGGACACUGGUACCAGCGAAUACCAGUUACCAGAGCAUUACAGAGAGAAGCGCUUAAAAAUACAGCAGUUUCUCAGAAUGAAGCUAAGAGACCUAUAUCUGGAGACUAUGGUCUUGCAUCUGUUCCAGAAUAUGAAGCAAGAACUGAAGACCCUCAGACCAGUGAGAUGCAGCUAACGAUUGAUUCUCUAAAAGAUACCUUUGCAAGCACUUCUGAAGGUCAUGAUAAAACAUUUGUUUCCACACGUACUCGGAGUAGUCAUCUAAAGCGGCCCAAGAUUGGGAAACGGUUUCAAGAUUCUGAAUUGACUAGUUCACUAGGUGAAGAUGAAAAGACUCCUCAGACUUCACCUACAGCUUCAAUAAACAAAUUGGACGCUACUGCACGCACAUCAGAGAGCUCAGAAGAAUUCCUGGAAGAAGAACCAGAGCAGAAAGUGAUUGAAUUUGAGGAUGAAAGCAGUGAUAAAGAUGCCAGGCCAGUGCCAGAAACCCAGCCACACCUGGAGAAACAAGAUGGUGAAAAGGAAUCUGAAUUAGAGCCUAUGAAUGGUGAGAUAAUUGAUGAUGCCCUUAAGACCUCACUUGUAACUGAAGAGGAGGACUCCACUAGUGAAGGUUUAGAUGAAGAAUUGAAAUUGCAGUCUUUUAAUUCCAGCGAAGAUUCUACAAAUCUUGUUCCACUGGUGGCCGAAUCUUCAAAACCCCCUGAGACUGUUGCAGCUGAUAAGAUUCCACAUAUAACUGACUCAGAUACGUUGAUAGACCAAGGCCCAUCUGAUGAAAAGGGGCACACUGAAGAGAAACUGUCCCUCAUUCCCAAAAAGAAAGCGCAUUUUGGGAGUUCAGACAGUGUUGCUACUCUCUCAAAUGAAGAACGAUCAGACAGUGGUUUUCCAAACUCUGUGACACCUGAAUUUUCUGAAGAACCAGUCUCUGAGAAUUUAUCACCCAAUACCACUUCCUCGUUGGAAGACCAGGGCGAGGAGGGGGUAACUGAGCCCCAGGAAACGUCUACUGCUCUUCCCCAGAGUUCUCUGAUAGAGGUAGAACUUGAAGAUGUGCCAUUUUCACAGAAUGCAGGACAGAAAAACCAGUCUGAGGAGCAGUCUGAAGCAUCUUCUGAACAACUGGAUCAGUUUACACAAUCUGCAGAAAAAGCUGUGGACAGCAGCUCUGAAGAAAUAGAGGUGGAAGUGCCUGUGGUAGACAGGCGGAAUUUAAGAAGAAAGGCCAAAGGGCACAAAGGACCUGCUAAGAAGAAAGCCAAGCUGACCUGAAGAAGAAGUACAGAUGAUAAAUCCCCUUCUUUGUAACAUAAUUGUUGUUUUUAAAAUAGGGUAAUAAGCAGCAUGGGGCACAGGACAAAAAUUUCCAAAGUUACACUUUCAACUUGUUUAUGAUGCAGUUUUUCUCUUCACUUUAGGACCUAGAAUUCACCAUUCUUUUAAAUUUUCAGGCUGUUUUGUGUAAAUACAAUUUUUUAUUUUUAUUAACCAUGUUUCAAUUUUGGGGAACCAGAUCAUAUUAUAUUUUGUUUAGUGGUGGGACAUCUGACCAUUAAUGUUUCAAAAAAUGCAAGCUAAAAAACUGAAAGUAUAGGCUUUCCAUUACCUGUAAGAGUCACAGAAAUCUUUAUAUUAAGGAUUUUAAUUGUAAAACUUGCUGAGGGUCCUAGGAGUUUUAUCUUCAAUAUCAUAAUCAGGACUUUUUUAAAUGUAGGCAUGCCUAAACAAAAAUAAGUGUCAAUAAAUUAGAAUAAAUAUAACUUCAAGUAUAUGAGAGCACAAAAUCAGAAACUUAAGUCAAAGUUUAUGAAGGUGAUAUUUUGGUUUUAGCCAUGUAAUUUUAGUCACACAUGCAGUUUCUUCCUUAAAUUCACUGCCUGUGGAAAGGUAUACACAAAAUCUUGUUUCUCUCACAUAACAUUUGAUAUUAAAAGUACUGCUAGGGAUUUAAUUGUGGCAUAUAGGCACUGAUUAUUCAAACUUUCUUUGCUCUUUUUUUCUCUGCAUUUUUACAGAUGCUUACAAGCUUAAAGAGUAUGCAUUUACAUUUAAUCAGGUAAACAUCCAAUAUUAUAUUAUAUUAGAGAUACAGUUUAACUUGGGCUAUCUGAUCCCUGUUAGAAAUAAGUCAGUUAAACUGGAGACUGUACUGUUGUGCCCACUCAAGUUAACAUCUGUACUUUCAGAAGUAUAAAGUCUCUUUCUUAACUGCUGGUUCAAAUUGACUUCCCUUAAAUUCCCUUCCUCAGACUUCUGCCACAGCUGUCAUUCUAGAAUCUUAUUUACAUUCCCAUCCCCCACCUCCCCAGCUUUUCAUCCACCUCUCUUAAAUAACUCUUGGGAUGAUUUCCCCAAGUCAGAAGACCUGCUGUCUGCCUGUCUUUUUAGCUUACACCCUUGCUGUCCAUAUUUCAGUAGAUUUGGAACUGCGAAAUCCCACAAUUUCAGACCUAAAUGGCAGUAGUAAAGUUGCCCUCAGACUGUAGUUACAAGACCUUCAGUCAAAUUGGAGAUGUAAGUUAGCCUUUUGAUCUUGCCCACUCUUGUUUUUUCUGUGAAUACUGGUUGCAAGCUAGCCUGUUAUGUGUACUUCGUGUUGAGUAGAAAAAUUUGGGGGAAAAAUACCUCUCGACUAUUAAUUUUUGCAUGGUAAUUAAAAAUGAAAAUGGGUAUUUGUUGACUCUAAAGACAAUCUCAGAACAGGCCUGGUAUUUGGAGGUAUUACAAAUUUGCACUUAAGUUGAUGAAUAUUUUGAGACUAGAUUGUUUUUAAAAACAGCUUGCUCUUGAUCCUUCUGUGAAAUACAUUAUGACUUUCAUAUUACUGAGGUACAGAAGAUUGAUGUUAAAGGUUCAUUCAGUCUUCAGUCAGGUGAUGUCAUAUUGUUGUACUUUAUUUGGGGAUGUUACUAUUUUAGAGAGAUCUAAUUAGUUAAAAUCUGAAUGCAAGCCAAAUAGUAAACUCUCCCAUUCAUGUAACACCUUGAACACUUACAUGCUUUAUAUUUAGUUAUUGGGUCAGAAGUAAGACAGAUUCUUUCAUUCUCAAAAUUGGCCAUUUGUUUUCUCAAUAAAUGCUAAUAAGGUGAAAGAAUGGCUGAAACUAGUGAGUAAAACCUACCAGUCAUGCUGUUUUAUACAUUUUAUGAGAAACUUCUAUUUAAUAUCACAAUUAGGGAAAUAACUAAAGAUUCUGUUAAGAUCCAGGAAGUUCUUAAUGUUUCCAUUUUUCAUGUCUUAAAGAGAUUUAAAAACAGUACUUUGAUAUUUCCUGAAGAUUGAGCUGACAACUCCAUGUAUGAAUAUAGUUUGAGUUCACAACACGGAAACAGUUAUUCAUAUAAAAUCACUGGAGACUGAUGGUAUAAGCUUAUACUUGUUAAACCUGUUUAAACAGCAAAUGGAUUUUCAACAGUUUCAAAACUUUCUUCAACAUACCAAAAAAAAUUUAUAUAUUAUCCCUUGAUAGUUAGAAAAUGUUACUUGGGUUGCUAAAGCGUAAAGGAGAAGUGAGGUAGAUGGGAGAACCUUUCACAUUCAGUAACUUAAGAAUUUAUAACAAAAAUUACCUUCAAUAGUCUGAAUAAUAAACUUAGAUAUUUGUAGUUUUUCUAAGGCAGUAGAAGAAAAUCUUAAGAACUAAGGACUGAAAUGUGAUUUCAGCCAGCAAGUCUAAUUGUUACAUAGUUCUUUGUGAACUUAUUUGUUUAGAAGUUGUUUAUGAAGGGAGUUCACUUUUUGUGUAUAUACAUAUAUAUUUCUUUGUAUAAUAUAAAGCAGAUGGUUAUUACAAAAAUUUUAGUUCUCCUUUCAAGUUUAAAUUAUUCAAUUACUAGGCAUCACAGAAAUUAGUCUAAAUUUUUAUUACAAAGCUCCUCUGCAACUUUUAAAGGUGAGAAGUUCUAUUGCGGUUUUUUUUUUUUUAAUAUAAAAUCAAACAGCAUGACUUAGGAUGUCUUCUGUCUAAAAUGUGUUUAUAUUUAUGGUGUUUUCAUACAUUGAGAUGGUAAUAACAUCUAAUAUAAUGGUUUACUUUUUGAAGAUUACCAGAAUACUACCUAAAACGGUUUCGUAACUUUAGAAAACAUCCAGAAGGCUUAUCAUUGCAUACAAUUGAGCCUUUACCUAAUAUCUAAGUAUCUGCUCUUAUGUUCUACUUUAUCUUUGGAAUUACCUUCUAAGGUUCGGGUACACCAGCAAACUGAAACAGAUCUCAAUGUAAAUAAGAAUUUAUACUAACAUUGCUCAUCUGUGCAACAGUACUUUGGAGACAAAUUCUGCUUUGUCCACUAGUAGCAAUAUGGUGUUCAGGUAUAAUCGUCUUUCAUGGUUGUGAUUAGUUACAAAUGUUAUGCUUAUGUUUGCGUACUUACAUUAUAUAAAGCUUUCCUUGUACCUCACAAAAUACUCAUUUACUUUGUUCUGACUUCUAAAAAAUAAGCAAACCUCAUUUCUGCAGUAUCCAGUGAUUACCUGAAGUUAAUUUCAUUCUUUUACCUCCAGAAGUUGUCAUUCACACUUUGCCAAUUUUUAUUAAUGGUAAAGUCAUUUGUUAAAAUCUUAACUGUAAGAAAAGUUCAGCUCUGUCAUCAAGUGACUGUAUUAUCCAAGGUCAUCAUUUCCAAGGAAACUAGCUUUUCAUGUCUGUGUUCUAAAACUUCUAUGUCUAUGGAACUUAAGAAAAGAUGUUACAUCAUUCAGAAUAGCAAAUCUUACUGAGUACUUAUAUUUGUUUUCUUUAUAGUUUUUUUAAAGGUGAAAAGUAGUAAUUAAACCUAUAUUUUGUGUUU